UUAGCCAUAAUUCCAAAACCCUUUGACCUGUAGUCAUGAAGUUUCUUGGGUAUGUUUAGGAAGAGUUGCUCUAUGUACUGUGUACUGUGUACUGUGUUUCAAAAUUUUUCGUCACUUGAUGGCCGAGAGAUGGUCAAAAUAACCUGGCCCUUUUAGGGUUAAUGCUAAGGAAUAUUUUCGGCAAAGCAUUUUCAAGAAAUGUGGUCCGGCAGUCUACAGUACCUCCUAAGGAGCAGGGAGAAGGAGGAGGGGCCACUUUUGAGGCAUUUAGUUAAUAUUAAGAUUAACUGAUUUUUAAGUAUUUUUUACAUUUUUGUAAAGAGCAUGUAGCCCGCUCAUCCAGUUUGACACAUGCUAGUAGCAUUAUUUUGCCAUUUCCCAAGCUUUGGAUUUCUCUGCAGCAUUGGCUUUGCCUCUGGCUUCAAGAACAGUUUAGAAUGUACUAGCGUCCGAAGAAAAUAGAAACACUGAAUCGCCUGAGACGAGGAGUGAAAAAAGUGCAGUUAUGCCCAAAUGUUGAUAAAAGGCCCAACUGAGAAUUAUAAUGUGUAGGGGCUGUUUCGUGUGUUAUAUAGGCUGUACAUUUUAUACAAUUUCCAAAAAUCCAUUUUUUUGGCUGCUUUUACCAAAGGAACUUCAAAAUUGCUGUUUAUUUUUGUAUUGUAAGUAAAACGUGAGCUCCAUCCGUUUGACGUCAGACUAUAGGCCUAUUUUAAGUGUAAAUAAUUAUGGUACAGUAAAAAGUGUGUACAUUUAUAGUACUUUUACAAAAUUAGACAAAAGGUAGUUUAAUUUUAAAGUAUCUAAUUAUGGAAUCGCCUGUUGGUAACAGUCUAAUGUAUUCAGUUGACAAUUUUGUCACACGCACAAGUCGUUAGACGCACAAGUACACGUAUGUGAAAUGUUUAAAGGUUUAUUUAGGUAACACAUUGAUGAAGUUAAAGUUGAUCUAUUUGUUACCCAGAAUGUGUUAUUUAAAAACAGGUUUUGUAGAACUUUACUUAAUAUAUUAAGUAGUAAGUACAUUUUUACUCCAAGAACAGACUUUUCAUUACAUUCAUUUACUUUUAUUACGUUUUACAUGUACUCUGUGUCACUGAGUAUUGUCUUUAGCAAAGACCAAUCACGCACAAGAUAAAUUUGAAGCGUGAUGAUUUAAAAGGAUUUCUCAUUCUUACUUCAGCUCUUAUAUUUCUUACAGUCACAAAAAGGUAUUAUAAUAAACAAGGCUUUGCACUUACCUAAUUAUACGUAGUUAAAGCUGUCCUAACAACGGAAGUAUAUAUUCGCUUGCUGCACGCAGCUUGUCUCAAUUUUGUUAAACCGUUUUUGGAAUUUAUUUUCACUAAAACUUAUCCACCGGUUGGAUUAAUCCAACAGUGAUCGCCAGAAACACCUAUAAACAUAUUUCAAGUUAAAAAGGUGUGGAUUUCUACCCAAAAGGUUGAGAAAACAACCUGUGUUUUUCUAGCUUUGAUGUCCUAAUAAGCAACUUGAUAUCCGAGUGUUGAAUAGUUGUUUUCUUACCGGCUAUUUCUGUCCACGUGUAUUUUACCAAUGAAGCUCGAUCUAGUUCCUUUAAACUAACAACGACGGUGAAUGGGUUGUAUUGCACCUUUAAUACUCCCGUGUGAGUGUGUAAAGAGCUGCAGCACUAACGUUUACUUUGUUAUCUAAACUUGCCCCGCGCCAAAGGUUUUGUUGUUCAAGGCCGGCCAUACUAUUGUGACUUGGUCGAGGAUAAAGGUCAACGACUCACGUGCACCGUGACUAGCAGCCUUGUUUUGUCACGAGAUUUAGCAUAAGCUAGCGCCAGGAACCAAAUAAAUAUAAGAAUUUUGGUAUUGAAAAUAUGACGUAAUGUGCAUAAAAACUAUCGUUUGUGUUGUAUAUAUGUACCGAAACGUUUUUCCUAUUUUGGUACCGCGUGUUGACUCUGAAGGUGCUGUACAUUUUUAUUGUGAAGACCCCAAAUUCCGUGUUUCAAAGUCUUUAGCGAAAAACGGCAGAUCAUGAGUACCGAAAAAUCCCCACUUCUUCAGGCGGAGGUAACCUCCCCAGUCACGGUAGCCGUGAACUCCGUAAACGCGGACGUUAACGGGAACGUCCCAAACGCUUCGCUGCCUACAUCGGGCGGUACGGAGCGCGCACAGCGCCGACGCCACUGGAAGAACAUCUUAACCAUCUGCCUGGCGUGGCUCUUUAACUUCACCGCCGUGGCGUCCUUCCAGAACCUCCAGAGCAGUCUCAACCCUCAAGAAGGUCUGGGCGUGCUUUCCAUUGCAUCCCUCUACGCCGGUAGCAUCAUCUCAGGCUUCUACGCCCCUUUGGUCGUCAAAGCCUUGGGUCCGAAGCGGACCAUCCUCGCUUGCAUGAGCUGCUAUGGAGUCUACACCGCAUGUAACUUCUACCCGCGGUUUUACACCCUGAUACCGGCCGGGACUUUAAUGGGGCUGGUCUCGAACCCAAUGUGGACCGCGGAGGGAACCUACCUCGCUACGUCCGCUGCAAGUUACGCCACCUUGACUGGGUCUACAACUGAAAUCAUCAUCAACCGUUUCAACGGCAUCUUCUACUUCUUCUUUCAGAGCGCGCAGAUCAGCGGGAACCUUAUAGCAUCUAUGAUCUUGUAUCCCGAUGCCAAAGGGAUGCUGCCAGACGCGAACUUGUCUCGGUACUGUGGCGUGCACUCGUGCGGUGCCUUCGUCGACCCGGCAGGGCCUCCACAGAGACCUGGCCAGAACACGUUGUACAUCCUCUUCUCCGUCUAUCUCGGAUGCAACGUCAUCGGGGCUCUCUUAAUCCUCGCGUUUCUGGACCGACUGGACGCCAGCGCUGCCCUGACUCAGACCGGCUCUGCCUGCGGUAAGAUGGCCGCCACAUUCCGCCUCGUGGUGAAAGACCGGCGGAUGCUUCUGUUCCUUCCGCUGAUGAUCUACAGCGGGGUCCAGAAGGGAUUCAUAGCGGAUGACUUCACAAAGGCCUUCGUGACCUGCACUCAAGGUAUCCACUACGUGGGUUUCGUCAUGAUGACGUACGGCGUGACAGACGCCCUCUGUUGCCUGCUGCUGACCCGGCUCCAGAAGCACGUGGGUCGGGUCGUGCUCUUCACUGCAGGGGCUGGUGCCGACUUGCUUGUCGUCUCCCUGAUGUGGUUCGUCUGGCCUCCGAUGCAUGCCAACCUGUGGGCGCUGUUCUUGGCCGCCGGCGUCUGGGGGUUCGGGGACUCGGUGUGGCAGACGCAAAUUGCUUCUUUGUUGGGUGUGACGUUCACCGAGAACCUGGCCCCGGCCUACGCCAACUUCCGCCUCUGCCAGGCCGUCGGAAACGGGGUCAUGUUCGCCGUCACCACCUCGGACUCGGUCUGCGUCUAUCACAAGAUUAUCGGACUAUCAGGUCUCUUAGGAGUGUCUCUUGUUUUUUACUACAUACUUGAGUGCAUGAUCAGAAGAACAAAGGACAAGCCUCCAGACGAAACAGUCAAAUAAAAUGAACAUUUUUUU
This is a messenger RNA of Patiria miniata (bat star), 3503 nucleotides long. Its product is annotated as protein unc-93 homolog A-like. The record is from RefSeq and is a predicted model, not a curated record. The transcript has 3 exons. The coding region runs from base 2013 to 3488 and encodes 491 amino acids. NCBI's taxonomy places the organism in Eukaryota, Metazoa, Echinodermata, Asteroidea, Valvatida, Asterinidae.